ACGUCAUGGGGUGCUCUUCUGGUAAAAAAUCAGCAGUAUGACUCAGCUAUUAAGCAUUUCCGCAAUAAGCCACAACCAAGUACUAUCCAUCGAAUAGUGCAUGACCAUUUUGAAACAGAUUUGGCCGUGAAGAAAAACUGUAGUGCCACAUUUCGAUCACCAAAUCACCUUCAUUGCCGUUACAAUAGCUCCACAUCACCUUUCCUGCAUAUUGCACCACUUAAGAUGGAGGAGUUGAGCACCGAUCCCUACAUGGUGGUCUACCACGAUGUGAUCUACGAGAACGAGAUAAAUUUGUUGCUGAACUAUAGCGAUUUCAGAACUUCCCUGGUGGGCGAAGGUCAGGUCUCAUCAAUAAGAGCGUCUCAGGACAUGCCCCUAAACGCGGAUUCUGGAGAGUUAAUAAAAAACAUUGAAAAUCGGAUAAGAGAUAUGUCAGGGCUGAUUGUGGAAAAGUCGGAUGACUUUGUGCUAAUAAAUUAUGGAAUAGGAGGAACAUAUGCGCCACACUUCGAUUUUUACGGCUAUUCGGAACCGGUUCGACUGAACAGGGGCGAUCGUAUUCUAACAGUUCUAUUCUAUCUGGGUGAUGUGGAACUGGGUGGAUCAACAAUCUUUCCGCAUCUGAAUAUAUCCAUAACCCCCAAGAAAGGAUCGGCGGUCAUGUGGUAUAACCUUCACAACUCCGGCGACACCCACGAAAAAACAGAGCACUCUGCCUGUCCGGUGAUAGUUGGUGCCAAAUACGUGCUUUCCAAGUGGAUAAACGAGCUGCAGCAAGCAUUCAUCACUCCUUGCAUGAAGGAUUCCAACAUUCACAGUUAAUGAGAACAUUUUUCCCCCCAGUUAAAACCUUACAAACUUAUCAGUAUGACAAUCUAUUCAAAAGUAUAGAAAUAAAGCGGAUUCAUUUAAUAUCA
Messenger RNA from Drosophila bipectinata, 920 nucleotides. Its product is annotated as prolyl 4-hydroxylase subunit alpha-2. NCBI's taxonomy places the organism in Eukaryota, Metazoa, Arthropoda, Insecta, Diptera, Drosophilidae. Gene Ontology annotation, molecular function: procollagen-proline 4-dioxygenase activity; iron ion binding; L-ascorbic acid binding. The record is from RefSeq and is a predicted model, not a curated record. Gene Ontology annotation, cellular component: endoplasmic reticulum. Gene Ontology annotation, biological process: peptidyl-proline hydroxylation to 4-hydroxy-L-proline.